This is a messenger RNA of Vombatus ursinus (common wombat), 1515 nucleotides long. RefSeq names its product SPARC (osteonectin), cwcv and kazal like domains proteoglycan 3 (gene SPOCK3). Lineage: Eukaryota; Metazoa; Chordata; Mammalia; Diprotodontia; Vombatidae. The transcript is spliced from 11 exons. The coding region runs from base 178 to 1515 and encodes 445 amino acids. The record is from RefSeq and is a predicted model, not a curated record. Gene Ontology annotation, molecular function: calcium ion binding; protein binding.
CCGCGUCCCUCCCCUCAGUUUCUCAGCGCAUCUCUCCGAGUCGUCCUCCCAUAUUUUUACCUCCUGUUUAUCAUUGAUAUUUUAUUUUAUUUUAUUUUAUUUUAUUUUAUUUUAUUUUAUUUUAUUUUAUUUGUCUCCUCUCUCUCCUCCCGUCCCCCCUGUGCCUCUCCCCCCAAGAUGUUAAAGCUAUCAGCCCUAUUGUGUAUGUGUGCAGUCGUCUUGUGCAGUGAGGCUCUAGCGGCAGCGGCAGCGGCAGCAGCCGCUGCCGCAGCAGCUGCUGUGGCCAGGUCGGACAGCGGUAAUUUUCUGGAUGAUAAACAAUGGCUCACCACGAUCUCCCAAUAUGACAACGAAGUCGGACAGUGGAACAAAUUCCGAGACGAGGUAGAGGAUGAUUAUUUCCGUACUUGGAAUUCGGGUAGACCCUUUGAUCAAGCUCUAGACCCGGCUAAUGAUCCAUGCUUAAAGAUGAAGUGUAGCCACCAUAAAAUUUGCAUUGCCCGGGGUCCUCAGAUGGCAAUUUGUAUUAGUCAGCGGAGGCUCACACACAGUAUGAAUGAAGCUGGAUUAAAUCACAAACAGUGGAGGGGUCCUGUUUCAUCCAGUUGCAAGCAAUGUCCAAUGGUUUUCACCAAUCCUGUUUGUGGUUCAGAUGGUCACACUUACUCUUCACAGUGCAAGCUAGAUUAUCAAGCGUGUGUCUUAGGAAAACAGAUCUCAGUCAAGUGUGAAAGACGGUGCCCUUGUCCUUCAAAUAAAUCCACAACUGUAGUCAGAAAUGAAAAGAGAGAGUGUGAUGAUUUGGAGUUCAGAGAGGUGGCAAACAGACUGCGUGACUGGUUCAAGGCACUUCAUGAAAGUGGAAACCAGAACAAGAAAACUAAAGCAUUACAAAGGCCUGAAAGAAGUAGAUUUGAUACCAGCAUUUUGCCCAUUUGCAAGGACUCCCUUGGUUGGAUGUUUAACCGACUUGACACAAACUAUGACCUCCUAUUGGACCAGUCAGAGCUUGGCAGCAUUUACAUAGAUAAGAAUGAACAAUGCACCAAAGCAUUCUUCAAUUCUUGUGACACAUACAAAGAUAGUCUGAUAUCAAACAAUGAAUGGUGCUAUUGCUUCCAGAGACAGCAAGACCCACCUUGCCAAAUGGAGCUCAGCAAUAUUCAGAAGCAGCCAGUGGUAAAGAAGCUCCUAGGGCAGUACAUCCCAAUAUGUGAUCAAGAUGGUUACUAUAAACCAACUCAGUGUCAUGGCAGUUCUGGACAGUGCUGGUGCGUUGACAGAUAUGGUAAUGAGGUAACAGGAUCUAGAACAAAUGGUCCAGCAGCAGACUGUGUUAUUGACUUAGAGACAUCAGGAGAUUUUGCCAGUGGAGAUUUUCAUGAAUGGACAGAUGAUGAGGAUGAUGAAGAUGAUAUGAUAAAUGAUGAAGAUGAAAUUGAAGAUGAUGAUGAGGAUGAAGGGGAUGAUGAUGAUGAUGAUGAUGAUGAUGAUGAUCAUGAUGGAUAUAUUUGA